UCAGAAAAUCAUCCCAUAUGUGGAACGAAUGAGCAGGUCUUGGAUCAAGACACACUGUACAUUGUCCAGGAGCAUAUGAAUAUCCAAGAAAAAUCUUCUAAAUGCAAUAAACUUAGCAAUAUGAUUCAUGAAUCUACCCAAAGCACAUAUCAUAAAACUCACAACAAAAAUGCAUCUCUUCAAUUCCCAAAUCGAAGAAGACCUAAAACUGGGAACACUGAAGAAGUUUGUAAGUAUAAAGAAUGUACAAACAGUUUAAAUGUGUGUUCAAUCAUUAGUCUCAAUCAAGGAAUCCACAUAGAAAUGAAAGAACACAAUAGAAACACAGAAUUUCAUAAGAUUUUUAUCUCUAAACAUAAACCAUUGGUGAAACAAAAUAAUAGUGGAGUGAAUCCUUACAAAUGUAGUGAACCUGACAAAUGCUUUACCCAGAGAGACAAUCUUCAAAGUCAGCAGAGCAUUUAUCCAGGAAAGAAACCUCACAAAUGUAGUGAAUGUGAAAAAUGUUUUACACAAAUAUUCAAUCUUAGCAUCCAUCAGAGAAUUCAUACAGGAGAGAAACCUCACAGAUGCUGUGACCGUGACAAACGCUUUGCCACAAAAGGCCAACUUAGUAUUCAUCAGCAAUAUCAUACUGGAGAGAAACCUUAUAAGUGUACUGAGUGUGAAAAAUGCUUUACUGAAAAAGGCAGUCUGAGAAUUCAUCAGAGAAUUCAUACAGAAAAGAAACCUUACAAAUGUAGUGAAUGUGACAAAUGCUUCACUGAAAAAGGCAGUCUGAGAAAUCAUCAGAGACUUCAUUCAGGAGAGAAACCUUACAAAUGUAGUGAAUGUGACAAAUGCUUUACUACAAAAAACAGUCUGAGAAGGCAUCAGAGAAUUCAUUCAGGAGAGAAACCUUACAAAUGUAGUGAAUGUGACAAAUGCUUUACUGAAAAAGGCAGUGUGAGAAGGCAUCACAGAAUUCAUGCAAGAGAUAAACCAUAUAAAUGUAGUGAAUGUGAUAAAUGCUUUACCAACACAGUUAGUCUGCAAAAUCAUCAGAGUCUUCAUUCAGGAGAGAAACCU
Messenger RNA from Grammomys surdaster, 1068 nucleotides. RefSeq names its product gastrula zinc finger protein XlCGF17.1-like. Gene Ontology annotation, cellular component: nucleus. The transcript has a single exon. Gene Ontology annotation, molecular function: RNA polymerase II cis-regulatory region sequence-specific DNA binding; DNA-binding transcription factor activity, RNA polymerase II-specific. The annotation marks the transcript as partial. Gene Ontology annotation, biological process: central nervous system development; regulation of transcription by RNA polymerase II. The record is from RefSeq and is a predicted model, not a curated record. NCBI's taxonomy places the organism in Eukaryota, Metazoa, Chordata, Mammalia, Rodentia, Muridae.